GCCCAAACCUUAGGGAUGGAGAAGACACCGGACAGAGACGCGCUCAGUGGCAGGAUGGAAGCCGAGGGGUCCCUGAACUCGGAGGAACUGCCGCCGCAUCCCCAGUCCCCGCCACCACCGCCGUCCCCAAGGUCUCCCACGUCCCCGGUGACCCCGGAGCUCCCCCAGCCCAAUGCACCGACUGAGGUUGAAGCCAGGCAGCUGCUAGUAGAAGAAUGGGGACCCCUGAGCGGGAAACUGGAGCUGCCCCCGAGAAUCAGCUGGCAGCUGCUGUUCCUGGAGCGGCCGCUCUACCGCAACCUGCUCAGCUCACCGAACCCGGAAGGCAUUAAUAUCUACCAGCCGGCGCCCCCCACGGGUCCCACCCGGAAACCCCUGAAGGAGCUGGGUAAUUUCCGUGGAUGGUACAUUACUACUCAAAACCUCCAGGGGCCUCUCAGCUGGACUGUGAAGGAGCAGUGCGUGAACCUGCUGGCCAAGAAGCUGUGGGAGGAGCUGCUGGAUGACGAACAGCCUGACAUCACCAUCAUGGACUGGUUCGAGGACAGCCGCCUAGACCAGUGUGUUUAUGAGCUGCAUGUCUGGCUGUUAGCAGCUGACCGCCGCACGGUCAUUGCCCAGCACCACGUGGCCCCUCGGACCAAUGGGAGAGGACCCCCUGGCCGCUGGAUUCAGGUGUCCCACGUCUUCCGCCAGUACGGCCCCGGAGUGCGCUUUGUCCACUUCCAGCACAAGGCUAAGAACCGCAUGGAGCCUGGGGGACUGCGGAGGACAAGGGUGACCGACUCCUCCGUGUCUGUGCAGCUCCGGGAGUGACCUCUGACCGGCUCUCCCCAAGGCUGACGUGAUCGAUCCUUUGAAAGUCCCUGAUGUUUGUCUCGUCCCAGCCCUUGGCAUUUCUAUGAUGCUCCCUGCCUUCUGCCUUUUGUGUGUGUGCUUAGCAACAGUCUGACCCCUCCUCACCCCCAAUCCAUCCUCCUUCUCACCUCCUUGAUGCCUCCUUACCUUCGUCUGACCCCUCUUUUCCUCCCUGAGCCCCCCUCACCCCUCUGACUUUUCUUCACUUCUUAGAGCCCUCCUUCCCCCCAUCCCUGCUCAUCCUCUGACCUUUCCUCCCCCCCCCAUCUCCUUCACCCCUGGCCCCACCUUGCUCCCUUCUCUGCCCCCAGCUCCUUCCUAUUUCUCCCUGCCCAGGCUCUCCUUUGACAUCUCCACGCCUCCAUGAAUGUGUGUCUCUGGGCAGGGCCGCCCCUUGUAGACCAACUGAUCCUCUCAUGCUGGUGAAUAAACUUUCAGAGAGUGGCUCU
This is a messenger RNA of Mus caroli (Ryukyu mouse), 1307 nucleotides long. It is a transcript of the gene Nccrp1, whose product is annotated as NCCRP1, F-box associated domain containing. NCBI's taxonomy places the organism in Eukaryota, Metazoa, Chordata, Mammalia, Rodentia, Muridae. The record is from RefSeq and is a predicted model, not a curated record. Gene Ontology annotation, biological process: ERAD pathway; SCF-dependent proteasomal ubiquitin-dependent protein catabolic process; glycoprotein catabolic process. Gene Ontology annotation, molecular function: ubiquitin protein ligase activity. Gene Ontology annotation, cellular component: SCF ubiquitin ligase complex; cytoplasm.